Falco peregrinus (peregrine falcon) is the source of this 2792-nucleotide messenger RNA. RefSeq names its product gem nuclear organelle associated protein 8 (gene GEMIN8). The coding region runs from base 354 to 1040 and encodes 228 amino acids. The record is from RefSeq and is a predicted model, not a curated record. NCBI's taxonomy places the organism in Eukaryota, Metazoa, Chordata, Aves, Falconiformes, Falconidae. Gene Ontology annotation, cellular component: SMN complex. The transcript has 5 exons. Gene Ontology annotation, biological process: spliceosomal snRNP assembly.
GGGGCUCUGCUUGUGCUCCGCGAAAUGUCGGCGUCCGGCCCCAGGCGGGGGUGCGGGAGCUCGGGCGGGAGGGAUCCUCCCGGCGCUGGGGUGUGGGGCCGGGGCCAGCCGUGCGUGACGGCUGGUUUUCCUGCCAGCUGUUGGAUUUAAUUGUUUGCCCUACUUGGCGGAGGCGAAAGCUGCUCAUCGGCUUUGUGAUCCUUGAAGCCACUGACCAGAGUCAGGGCAUGGCAUCUGUGAGACCAGAAAAUUAAUUUUGCCUUCAAAAACAGAAUUACUGCUACCGGUGUAAGAACAUUGCUGUGAAGACUAGUGAUAGUUCACCUUGAUCACCAGAACAAACUCCACAAAAGAUGCAACAGGAAGGCGCUGACCCAUGGUAUUCUCAGCAAGUGUAUGCAAGAUACUGGAAGCACUAUGAUCUAGCCAUGCGCUGGAUGCGUAGACACCAGAAAGCCUACAGGAAAGCCUUGGAGUCCUUUUAUCACCUACCGUGGCAUCCUUCUGCAGCCUCUCCAAGUAGCCGCUACUCAGAUUGGGAUGGGAAUGAUCUCCCACAUACCCAAAACUGUUCUUCCAGCAAUAGCCCACGUGGCAGAGCUCCGUACCAUAAGGGAGCUCAGCAGUACACAGAUGCCCACCAAGGGAGGGAGGAUGCUGACAGGGACUCUGAAAUGGAAGAAGACUCUGAGUCUGAAGGGGAGAUAGAAUAUGACUUGAGCAACAUGGAAAUCACGGAGGAGCUUCGCCAAUUCUUUGCACAGACAGAGAGGCACCGGGAAGAACUUCGGAGACAGCAGCAGCUGGAAGCUGAGCAUGAGUACGUGGACGCGGAUCAAGACCUUCACAAAAGGACAGGGCGCUCUGCGCAGCCACCUGCAGAAAGGCCUGGGGAGAGGCGAGUGGCAGAAAUGAAGAAACUGUAUGGUGCCGAAGCUGCCAAAAUCCAGGCAAUGGAGGCAGCCAUGCAACUUAUCUUUGAUAGAAGCUGUGACAAAAAGCAGCCCAAAUACUGGCCCAUUAUACCCCUUAAACUCUAAGUACCUGGACUGUGCUCUGACCUGGCACGGAGCUGUAGGAGUGGAUGCGUCGGUCAGGUUGUGCUGCUGAAAGAACAAACUGCACAUUUUGGUUUUGGCUGGGCUUUGGGACAGAGGCUGACAAGAGUAGCAUGUUUCUUUGCCCUGUGUUCCUUUUACACUGUCUGUCAGCGAUGAUCACGGUCCAGUAUAUGUACGUACAGUUGUCAAGUAGUAAUAGGGGGGACAGUAAUAUCAAACAUGUCUAAAGUCAUAGUUUCACUCAUAUGAUACCUGCCUGCCUCGACCAUGCCUGCAAGAAACAUAAUCAUGUCUAUAUUCAGUGAACUAGGAAGACUUAGUGAUGUGAAAAAUACUCUAUGAAUUGUCUGCUCUUCCGAUUUAGGAAAUUGAGUGGUCCCAUUUUUUAGUCUUAUUUAAUGUAGUAGCAUUUGGAUCGUGUUUAACACAGCAUAGCUUAAAGUGUUAUGUUUGCUAAUCUUGGAUUUUUUUUGAGAACCAGGAGCCCAGUGGCCAAGACACAACAUAUCAGAUUACUGUAGCUCAGUCAUUUGAAUUUUUUUCAAACAUUUAUAAUAAAGCAGGAAGCUUUUAUUCUUGAUUGAUACUUGUCUGGCAGGAGUUCAACUUUAAAGCAUCAUUACAUAGAAAAAUGUUUUCAUGAAGGGGGUGGAGGGAAUUGGGGGGAAAAUCCUGAUGUGGCCCUGACUGUUCGAGAUCUGUUUAGUGGAAGAGAAACUUAAGAGGCCAAAGCACUCUUGGAUCCAGUGCCUACAGUGAUUUUUGCCAUUCUAAUAAAAAGCAUCUAAUUGGUUUGAAACUUUUAAAAAAGAUGUGUUUGAUAGACAAAGGGAACAUCUGUGUGCUGUAUAUGGGGGUGUUUAUAAACAAACAUGGCUACGUUUAUUUUAGGUGCAGCUUUCCAAUGCCCACCUGCAUAUUACAUGCACAAAGCUUAGACGCAAGCAAGUUAGAUGCGCCUCUGUGUGUACUCCUCCGUCUGCACAGGCUGUUUGGCUGCACUUCUGUCACGCUUUACUUUUGGUCUGUUGUGCUUGCCUCGCUAGUAGCUGACCAGGUGGAGUGAGGCACACAAGUGGUCUAAGUAAGAGAGGCAGGAUUGGACUCUCAGUACUGGUGACUCCUUAGAAAAUGGUACACUGAACGCUUCCAAGAACUCUCUGUGAAGCACUGCUGCUUAUGUAUCAUUGUGUGCUGAAGGCCUGUAGUUUGUAUUAAGCAGCAUUUCCAUGCCAGGGCAAAGGAACAUUAUGCUGCUUUAAUUGUGACAAACAAACAUGUACCUUUCUGGCAACACAGGAAAGACUAGAUUUCGAACUUCAGUUCACACCUACUUUGUCUGGUGUAUUUCGGUGGCAUGUGUAGUUUAUAAUAUACACCAGCCGUUGCUGUGCCCUCUGCAGCACCCACUGCACCAAAGCAAAUCUGUGGUGCGGUUUGGAAUAUCUCUGGUUUUACUAGUAGUUACUAUGUUCUUUCAAAGCAGCAUUUUCAUUUUUGUUCCACCUUCUUCACUUUAGAUGUGACAAGACGGAGUUAAACCCCCCAGUCUCCAUGACUUUACUGGUCUGAUUAAUCUGAAGAACUUUACAUAAGACAGGAGAGGGGAAAAGAGUUACAAACAGUCCUGCAUUUGUCUUCCUUCUUGGUUUUGGUGGGUUUUGUCAGAAAUUCAGUGUUUUGUUUGGGUUUCCUUUUGUUGACCAAAUAAAUUAUCUUCGUAAUACCUUA